AUGUCGCCAACAUACAUUUUUUUUCGAAUUUUCUUGUGACUAUCCCACCAUUUCCAAAUGUUUAGUGUAUUUCUUUUGAAUUUUGUCGUAAAAUCAGUAAUAUGUAACGAUGAAAACCAUUUAUUAUUCCCCGAUGGGUUCUUAAUUGGAGUUGCUUCAUCUGCUUAUCAAAUUGAAGGUGCAUGGAAUGUCAGUGACAAGACAAUUAGUAAUUGGGAUCACUUUGUACAUCAUUGGCCGGAAAAAAUUUAUGAUGGAUCGAAUGCUGAUGUUACCACUGAUUCAUACCACAGAUAUAAAGAAGACGUGGAUAUUAUAAAUAAUUUAGGGGUCGAUCAUUACCGCUUUUCUAUGAGUUGGUCAAGAAUUUUGCCAAAAGGUCAUAGUGGUUACGUGAGCAAAAGUGCAUUACGUUACUAUCAUAGUCUUUUGGAUGAACUAGAUGCCAAAGGAAUCAUACCGUUUGUAACGAUAUAUCAUUGGGAUCAUCCACAAUCUAUAGAGAAAGCGGGAGGAUGGUUGAAUGAUCUUAUGCCCUAUCUGUUUGCGUCUUACGCUAGAGUUAUUUUUGAAAAUUUUGGUCACCGUGUAAAGUAUUUCAUAACUUUAAAUGAGCCAUCGGUAUUCUGCACAAUGGCUUAUACGACAGCUAGUUUUCCACCAGCCCGUAAACUGAAUGGUACCGGUGACUACCACUGCGUUCACAAUCAAUUAAAGGCAAAUGCUUUUGCGUAUCACACUUACGAUAGAAUGUUUCGUAAAAAGUUUAAAGGAAAAGUUGGCAUUGCUUACCAAUGUAUGGGCUCAUUUAGUAAAGAUGAUAAUGACAUUGUAUCCGAUGAUUUAGCUUUUGAAUUUGAGUGCGGAUGGCAGGCACAUCCAGUUUUCUCAGAAUCCGGGGAUUACCCGGAAAUAAUGAAGAAAAAAGUGGCUGAAAGAAGUCGAGCCCAGGGCUAUGAAAAAUCCAGACUGCCAACUUUUUCAACGUUUUGGGUUAAAUUUAUAAGAGGGUCAGCGGAUUUCCUUGCAUUGAACUAUUACACGAGUCGAUUGGCAAAACCGUUACAACGAUCUUCAAUGGUAAAUUGGCCGAAUGACGAAGGACUGGAAUAUGAAUUUGAUCCCAAAUGGGGCUCAGCACAAACUCCUUGGUUAAAAGUAGUUCCUCAAGGGCUUCAUAAACUUCUAAAGAUAAUCAGGGACAAAUACAACCGUCCAACAGUGUACAUAACCGAAAAUGGUGUAUCUUCUUCAAGUGGCAAAGAAGAUGAUAUAAGAAUACAUUACGUAUACUCUCAUUUAAAAGCAAUAUUGUUAGCAAUAAAAGAUGGGUGUGACGUCAGAGGUUAUACAUACUGGAGCUUAUUGGACAGUUAUGAAUGGUUUGCAGGAUUUACGUAUCAGUUUGGAUUAGUGCACGUUGACUUCGAUGAUGUUAAUUUAACUCGAACACCAAAAAAAUCUGUUGAAUGGCUAAAACAUAUAAUUAGCACGAGAAAAUUAGAAUCUCCUGUGUAACAAAAUAAUUGUCAUGAAAGCUAAAUUAGUUUUUACAUAAAUUUAUACAUUCUCUGACUAUUGCAACUGGAGAUUGAGAGAAUUUAACACUUAUCAGACUUAUUACUUUUCUCCAGUCCCAUUUUUAUGUAAUAAUUUGUCAUUCAUUUCACACUUUAACUAAUACUACUUUCUUUGGAAUAAUUAAAAAAUGCAUUUUUUUCAAUAAAUUGAUUUAUUUUUA
Molecule: messenger RNA, 1741 nt
Organism: Copidosoma floridanum
Lineage: Eukaryota; Metazoa; Arthropoda; Insecta; Hymenoptera; Encyrtidae
Product: cytosolic beta-glucosidase-like
Biological process (GO): carbohydrate metabolic process
Molecular function (GO): beta-glucosidase activity
Source: RefSeq, a predicted model, not a curated record